GCGGCCCGGUGCCGCCACCGGUACCCGGCGCUGUCCGCGGUUCUGGCCGGGCGCUGUCCGAAGUUCUGGAGCCGGCGGCGGCCCGGGCGGGGCGGCCCCGGGCGGGAGGCGGUGCCGGGCGUUGCGCCGGGGCCGCCCCGUGCUCCGUCGCCGUCACCGCCGCCGUCAGCGGCCCCGGGGCCGCCCCCGCCUCCGCCCCGGUCCGGGGACACGGCGGAGGGAUCUGAGCUCCCCCAGCCCGCUGCUCCAGCGGGGUCCCUGCACGGUGCCAGCGGGGCGACGGAGCCCUGGGCGGGGAUCAGAGCGGGAAGGCUGAACGGUGGGAGAGUUCGAGGGUGGAACCCACGACCGGAGCCCCCGCGGCUCCGCCGUACACCAGUAGGGGGGUCUCAGAGCCGGCACUGCCGGGUCUUAGGGAACCCCGUUCCCGCCAGGUUCCAACCGUGCCCGGUGAACCCCCGUGACCCCUCCCGGCAGGGGCGGGGCUCCCCCGCCACCCCCGUCGCUGGCCCCGCCCAGCUUCCCGGGAGCUUACGGAGCGUCACUUCCGGCAUAUCGCGAGACGCUUCCGGCAGCGCGGCCCCGCCCAUUCCGGCGACGGCACUUCCGGGAGCGGGGCCGUCCCGCCGCCAUCUUGGGCGGGCUCCGGGGCUGCGGCGGCGGCGGCGGCGGCGGAGCGGGUCCCUCCAUGGGAAGAUGCAGCGGGCGGGGCCGGAGGAGGCGGCGAGGGCGCAGGCGGCGGCGGGGGGACCCGGGCGGAGCGGGGCCGAGGUGGCGGCGGCCCCCGCCGGGCGGCUCCUGAGGCGGGAGCUGCGGCUGCUGGAGUCCAUCUUUCACCGCGGCCACGAGAGGUUCCGCAUCGGCAGCGCCUGUCCGGACGAGAUCAGCUGCGAGUUCGUCCCAGGGGCCGGGGCCCGCGCCGGCGCCUCCGCCUCCCGGGGGCCGCCGCCGGGACCCGUCCGUAUUCACUGCAACAUCACGCUUUUGCAGCACCUGAAGCGAAUAAUCUCUGACCUGUGCAAACUCUACAACCUUCCCCAACAUCCAGAUGUUGAAAUGCUGGACCAGCCUCUGCCAGCAGAACAGAGCACCCAGGAAGAGGUGUCCUCUGAAGAGGAAGAUGAAGAGAUGCCAGAGGACACUGAGGACUUGGACCACUAUGAGAUGAAAGAGGAAGAGCCGGCAGAUGGGAGAAAGACAGAGGAUGAAGGCAUUGGGAAAGAAAACCUGGCCAUUUUAGAGAAAAUAAAAAAGAACCAGAGGCAAGAUUACUUAAAUGGUGCAGUGUCUGGGUCUGUUCAGGCCACUGACCGGCUAAUGAAGGAGCUCAGGGAUAUUUACCGAUCACCAAGUUUCAAGGGCGGAUACUAUGCAGUUGAACUAGUGAAUGACAGCCUGUACGAUUGGAACGUCAAACUCCUGAAGGUUGAUGAGGACAGCGCUUUGCACAACGAUCUCCAAAUCCUCAAAGAGAAAGAAGGAACAGAUUUCAUCCUCCUCAACUUCUCUUUUAAAGAUAACUUUCCUUUUGAUCCACCAUUUGUAAGGGUUGUAUCCCCGGUGCUGUCAGGGGGGUAUGUUUUGGGUGGCGGUGCCAUCUGCAUGGAGCUGCUUACGAAACAGGGCUGGAGUAGUGCCUACUCCAUCGAGUCAGUGAUCAUGCAGAUCAGUGCAACGCUGGUGAAAGGGAAAGCACGAGUACAAUUUGGAGCCAACAAGAACCAGUACAGCCUGACAAGAGCACAGCAGUCCUACAAGUCCCUGGUUCAGAUCCAUGAGAAGAAUGGCUGGUAUACACCACCCAAGGAGGAUGGCUAGUGUGGAUGCUGCAGGACCAAUCUGAAUAUCUUCUGGAUGCUCUGCUUGGAUCUUAGUGAUGCCUCUUGGCUUUCUCCCAGGAUGUAAUAGCUCUGCCUGUUGCAGGACAAUACUGGCUGUUCAAAACUCUAAAUAACUGUUUAAGGAGUUGGACUGACCCAGAACACUUGCUGGGCCCAUGCUAGCAGGCAUUCUUGUUAAAACAAACUCUUGAGCCUCUUGUAUUGCUGGAAACUUUUGAUUUUACUCCAGUCUAGAGCAUCCUCCUUACCUAUGCUAUGGAUUUAAUUUAUUUUCUUAUUUCAUGUACACUGCUUUUUUUUGUUACGGUGUAUGAUGGAUGUGUAUGGAAAAAUGUAUCUUUGGAGAAAAAUUACAGUUUGUUAAUUUGAGAAUGCUGGUCUAACUAUUUUUUUCCAAGCUCCUGCUGGGUGGUUUGUGCCCUGCAAACCCUGCUGCAGCCCUGGUUGCAGGGUGGGGCGGUCAUUGGAGCUGUGGUGUGCCCAAGCCCUGCAGGAAGACUUGGCACAACUACCUUGGAAGAAGAAAAGCCCUUUUCUUUUUUGACAGUAAGAGAGCAGUGUUUCUGCUCCAUCUUCCCUGGGCAAACCAGCUUUUCUCUAUAAACUGCAGACUUACAACUCAAAGCACAGAGGGGAAAAUCUGUGAGGUUGUCCUCUCCCCUGCAGUGGAGGAAGGUUUUGUGGGUGUGUGCCAGCACUGCCAGCUCCCACCCCACACUUCUCCCUGUCUGUUUGCCAAGCAGUAAGAUGAGCUGAGGCCUAAGCUUUGUCCUGUUUCUCCCCACUAGCCAUGCAUGGAGGCUGAGCCCCUUGUCCCCAUCCCUGCUGUGCUGUGGCUGCAAGCUGCUGCAGGGAGUGGAACGUGGGCACUGCUCUGUCCUACCACUGCUUCCAUUCCUGACCAGGACCUGUUCCAGCAGUGAACACCCCGUUCUAUGGGGUUUUAUUUUACUUUCCUUAAGCUACUGUUCCUGCUCACCUUUGUACUCCAGCCCUUCAUGGAUGGGGUUGCUGCAGUUGUGGCCUGUUGUCUUGAAUCCCCAUGGCCUCGUUUUGAGUCUGCUGGAAGGAGAUUUAGCUGUUGGAGCUCUUCUAACUUGGGCCAUUGUCCUCGUCUGGAGGACAGAACUGACGCACUAGUGUCAAAGAUGGAACCAUGCAUAUUAAUUCACUGUGUUUGAAUAAAAGUCAUUAGAAAAUCAAA
Molecule: messenger RNA, 3045 nt
Organism: Parus major (Great Tit)
Lineage: Eukaryota; Metazoa; Chordata; Aves; Passeriformes; Paridae
Gene: UBE2Q1
Product: ubiquitin conjugating enzyme E2 Q1
Exons: 12
Coding region: 697-1818 (373 amino acids)
Source: RefSeq, a predicted model, not a curated record